This is a messenger RNA of Exophiala aquamarina CBS 119918, 1848 nucleotides long. RefSeq lists its product as uncharacterized. Gene Ontology annotation, biological process: xenobiotic detoxification by transmembrane export across the plasma membrane. Gene Ontology annotation, molecular function: fluconazole transmembrane transporter activity. NCBI's taxonomy places the organism in Eukaryota, Fungi, Ascomycota, Eurotiomycetes, Chaetothyriales, Herpotrichiellaceae. The coding region runs from base 1 to 1848 and encodes 615 amino acids. The transcript is spliced from 2 exons. The record is from RefSeq and is a predicted model, not a curated record.
AUGUCUGGCCUAUUGCGAGAUGCCCCUGUGGGCCAAAUCAUUCGAUUCGUCACCCGUAACAAAUACCUACAGUACCCAGAGGAAAAAGCCGACUUUCAAUGUCCCAGUUCAUAUCAAGGCUCAAAAUCGAUAGGGUCCGGUGCUUCAAGUGUGGCUUCUCCAGAGGCUUUGGAACAGAAACUGGAAGAACCUCCGAGUGAUCCCAAUGCUCUCACAACAGCCCAGACAGCUGUGGAUCGAGAAUCCGUUGCGCUCUCCGAUCGAACGCUCUCGAAAAUCAUGACAAGACCUGAAAUGAGUCAGGUCAAUACCCGCGCAGAUCUCGAGCAAGCAUACACCAAUGCCACUCGGCAAGAGUCCCUAAAGAACCAGGCCAGUCGGCCAAUCGCUCCGGAAAUCACCUCUGACGGUACCAUUCUGGUUGAUUGGUACACUACCGACGAUCCAGAGAACCCGCAGAAUUGGACCAUGCGGAAGAAAGGCUUGGUGGUGUUACAGAUCUAUCUCUACACGCUUGCUGUGUACAUGGGAUCUGCAAUCUACACUCCUUCCAUCCCGUACGUUGUUGAACAGAUGGGUGUCUCCGAGAACGUGGCUGCCCUGGGCUUGUCAAUGUACGUUUUGGGCUACGGUCUUGGACCCCUGAUCUUCGCACCGCUCUCUGAAAUCCCCGUUAUUGGGCGAAAUCCGCCUUAUAUGGUCACCUUGGGCAUCUUCGUCAUUAUAUCCAUCCCAACAGCCGUGGUGAACAAUUUCCCGGCUUUGAUAGUCCUCCGUUUCUUGCAGGGGUUCUUCGGUAGCCCGUGCCUCGCAACCGGUGGUGCGUCCAUUGGAGAUCUGUACUCCCUCAUAAAGCUCCCAUACUUCCUCACCGGGUGGGCUGCAUUUGCUACUGCAGGUCCUGCCUUGGGUCCCAUCAUCUCAGGCUUUUCCGUGCCCGCGGAGAACUGGCACUGGUCGCUUUGGGAGAUUGUUUGGCUCUCUGCCCCAGUCUAUAUCUCCCUCUUGUUUCUCCUGCCUGAAACCUCCGCCUCCAACAUUCUUCUGCGCCGUGCGGCCCGUCUACGAAAGCUCACCGGCAUGGCAAACCUCAAGUCUCAAUCCGAGAUUGACCAGGAGAAGUUGACUGUCAAUGAGGUCGUCAUCGGCAAUCUCUGGCGUCCCAUUCAAAUCAUGUUUCUCGACCCGGCCAUUCUCUUCACCAGCGUGUACACUGCAUUGAUGUACGCCAUCUUCUACUCGUUCUUCGAGGUCUUCCCCUUGGUCUACGCAUAUGGAAAUGGCCCUCGCUCGGCCACUCAUGGAUACGGCAUGAACGCAGGAGAAAUCGGUCUAAUCUUCCUUUCAAUCUCCGUGGGCGUCAGCAUCGCCAUCGUUCUCUACGUCUACUACUUGCGCUACGUCUUCGAGCCGGAAAUCAAGACCAAGGGACUCGGCGAGCCAGAGCGACGUCUCAUCCCGGCUCUUCCCGCCACGUUCCUGCUGCCCAUCGGACUGUUUCUGUUCGCGUGGACUGGCAACUCGUCUCCCAAGAUCCACUGGAUCGUACCAACCCUCGGUGUUGUCAUCUUCACCAUCGGCAUCUUCAUCCUCUUCCAGUGUCUUUUCAUCUACAUCCCACUCACCUACCCACAAUACGCCGCCUCCCUGUUCGCCGGCAACGACUUUGCCAGAUCCUCUGUUGCCGCGGGCGCCAUCCACUUCUCCCGCCCCUUGUUCCACAAUCUUGGUGUUGGGGAAGGUGUGUCACUCCUCGCCGGUCUGACCGUCGGUGGCAUCAUCGGCAUCUGGGCCUUGUGGAAGUUUGGCGCAACGCUCCGUGCCAGGAGCAGAUUUGCCGCUCAUUAA